CGCAUGAUGGCGGGAGUCCGAGGCAAGCAGCGCUGGGCCGCGCAAGGCCGGGACGUGACCUUCAUGAGCCCCAUGGGUCUCAAGGAGCGCAUCAAGAAGCGCUGCAUGGACCACAUGAAGAAGCACCGGAAGCGCAUCCUCGACAACCUCCGCAACUGCUUCUCGGACGUCGCCGCCGAGGUCAUGGACGUCUCCGAGGUCAAUGCGAUGGACGAGCUCCUCGUCAACGGCGAGCUCUCGCAGGACGACUACCUCGACAUUCUCAUGAGCCUCGAAGCUGCGCUCCGGGACGAGGUCACGCAUGAAGACAUUAUCCAGGCCGAGGCCGCGCUCGCGGAGGAAGAAGCAUGGAUCGCCGACUUUGAGGACCUCGACCUCUGCCAGCAAGCCGAGUUUGUGCUGUGUCCGAUCUGCAAAAGUCGGGUCUUGACGAAGCCAUCGACUGGACCGAAGACGUCGAGACGCGCGUUGUGUCCUGUCGGUGCGGCUUUCACCUGCCUUUCCCCGCCGACCCCGAGACGUCGGCCUUGUCCGAGUUCCAACGCGCCCUAGCAACGGCCUUCGAAGCCCAUCGGCAGCAUUGCGGCGAAGACCCGAGCUUCCAUGUGCAUGGCGUCGACACGGUAUAUGACAUGGAGACCGACGACUCGCAUCUCGCAAGGUCGUCUCUCCAACGAUU
Molecule: messenger RNA, 679 nt
Organism: Saprolegnia parasitica CBS 223.65
Lineage: Eukaryota; Oomycota; Saprolegniomycetes; Saprolegniales; Saprolegniaceae
Exons: 2
Coding region: 4-552 (182 amino acids)
Biological process (GO): protein import into nucleus
Cellular component (GO): nucleus
Source: RefSeq, a predicted model, not a curated record